Doryrhamphus excisus (bluestripe pipefish) is the source of this 2835-nucleotide messenger RNA. Lineage: Eukaryota; Metazoa; Chordata; Actinopteri; Syngnathiformes; Syngnathidae. The record is from RefSeq and is a predicted model, not a curated record.
GACGACACUUCCGUGCUAGCAACUUCUCCUUUCCUGUUUCACUUGCCGCAUGAAGAAUAAACGACUGCUCCCUACUGGAAGGAACUAUAAUGCAAGAGUCUCUGGCCAAGUGUCCUGGUUCUCCGCAGCGAUAGCAGCAGACAUCUGAAAAAAAAAUGAAGCAUCAAAUGGCGGUACAAAGACAGGACAGGAGGUCACGUACGUAGAUGUCACCUUUGCCUCUGCUGCGACCUUUUCCUCGAACUCGGCUGGUGUUGGGACAGUUUUUGACGCUGUGGCCACUGCGACCGCACCCGAAACACUCCGUGUUACUCAUGGCCACCCCUGGCGCUGGACGCACUUAGCAGAAGCCCUCGUCCGCUCAUCAGAGACAUUAAAGGUCCAAAGGUGAGGCUCCACGCCGAACAAAAGUCCCCUUCCAGGAGCAGGUGACAUGUUGGUGGGUGGUUUCAGGUAGACUGAUUAACUUGUGAAAGCUGACAAAGGUCACACCUGUGAGCCAUUCUGUGUCUAUGAAAGAAAACGGGAAGACACCGUGAACAGUGAACAUACCAGUCAGCCACCAUGUUGAGAAGAAGAACCUUCAGGCGGUGUUGCAGGUUGCAUCGCUUCCUGUCCUCUCCGCCCCCUGAGCUCCUGACACUACAUUUCCCAGCAGGCAACGGGGGAAGAAAGCCCGGGACCCAGCAGAAAGUGGGGCACAUGAACUCUGCUCAGAUCCAGCAAAUCUUAAAGGUGAGACAUAAGGAUGAUUUUAUGUUCCAUUGUGGCAGUUUUGUCUUGUGUUGCCAGGCCAACGAGUACAGCCACAUCCUCCCCCGGGGCCCCGCCUCCCACGGUGUCCUUAGUUUCCACAGUAACAUGUUGUCAUCUAAUCACCCCGGCGAGGACUAUCGAAGCAGCGCUACCUUCCUGUCGGAUGGCGGGGGCGUGCUGUUUGGUGUUUUCGAUGGCCACGGGGGCCCCGCCUGCGCCCAGGCGGUCAGCCAGAGGCUCUUCUAUUACAUCACCGUGGCAACGCUGCCGCUGAAGACGCUGGUGGAACUGGAGCGGGCGGUGGAGGAGGAGCGGGCUGUGCCACCAUUGCUGGAGUGGCUGAAACACUGCCGAGACCACCGCUGCCCAGAUGGAGGAGCCACUUCCUUCCAUAGUCUUCGCACAUACUGGCAGGAGAGGCUCGACGAGGACCCGGAUGACGCCGAGGAGGUAAGCGCCACACAGUCUGGACCACCACACCCCAACUCAUAUAGAGGAGCCUUCUAUGAAUGGUUGCAGGAUGUCAGCAGAUUGAGUUCAGCGCUGGUCAGCGCUUUCCGACGCCUUGACUACGACCUGUCGGUGGAGGCUCAGGUGCACAUGUCCAUGUCUUCUCACAGAAGGCCGUCUCUCUCGGGGGACACAUCUCUGUCUUGUCCCCUUCGUGUGGCGCUGUCUGGAUGCACGGCUUGCGUCGCACAUGUAUCUAAAGGCGUCCUCCACGUGGCCAACCUGGGGGACAGCCGGGCUGUGCUUGGCGUCCAGGAAUCGGACGGACGCUGGUCUGCUGUUAGUCUCACAAACGACCACAACGCACAGAACCCGGAUGAGGUCCAAAGGAUUCUGAGGGAACACCCGUGGUCGGAGCGGAGGACAGUGGUCCGCCACGAGCGCUUGCUGGGUCUGCUGCUGCCUUUCAGGGCCUUUGGCGACAUCCGCUUCAAAUGGAGCGCAGAAACGCUGAGUCGACUUUAUGAAACACGUCCAGAUGUCCUUUCUGUGGUUGGCGAGGGGGCCCGAACGCCACCGGCGCACUAUUUGACUCCGCCUUACCUGAGUGCAGAACCAGAGGUCACACAGCAUCACAUCGCUCCCUCUGAUAAAUUUGUGGUGCUGGCAAGCGAUGGACUGUGGGAGCUGAUGCAUCGGCAGACGGUGGUCCAGCUGGUUGGACAACACCUCAAAGGUCUUCAGCAGCAGAGACCCAUAACCCCCACCGCCGGCAUGACGCUAGCCGAUCUGCAGCGGCUUCUUCUGGAGAGGAAGGGGCGGGUCCAGUCGGUGUUGGAGGACCAAAAUGCUGCAACUCAUCUGCUCCGUCACGCUCUGGGCGAUGAUGGCUACGGAGCAGUGGCAUCAAACCGGCUCAUAAAGAUGCUGAGUCUGCCGGCAGACCUCGCCAGGAGAUACCGCGAUGACAUCACCAUCACAGUCAUCCACCUGAACGAGCCAGACAUUUGACCAGCCCCUUCAAUGAAGGGGACGUACAAACUGGACUGGCAUAGGGGAGCAGAAUAUGUGCAUUUACGCCCCAACCGCACCAGAGGGCGUAGCCCUAUUGGAGGUUAACUGUUAAGACUAUGAAAACUCUAAACCAGUGGCCUCAAACACGCGGCCCGCGGGCCAAAUGUGGCCCGCAGGACACUAGUUUGAGGCCCCUGCCUUGAUAUGAAAGUUUAAUGUUAGUGCGGCCCGCGCAAGUUUGAUAUGGAUGCUGUAUGGUAUCAUGUACCCAGAAAAAAUUAUUACGUUUGAUUAAUGUUCACGUUAAUGGUUAAAUAACUGUUAAUGGUUAUCCUUCCUAUCCGUGUGGAAGUGGUAAGUUUUUGGCUAUUUAAGUUUAAAGGAAACAAUCAUUUAGCCAAGAAAUCCCCAUCUUUAACUUACCUUUCAUAAGUCAAAUCCUUAGGAAACACGAUUGUUUUAAAAGUAUAAAUAUUAAAACCACUCUGACAGCUUGGUGGGAAUUUUUAAAAAUAACUAGGUCCUCGCUCACUCCUUGCCAGUACACUCCGAUCUGGAAUAACCCUGAUAUAUUGCUUAAAAAAAAACCCUUGUCUCGUUCCUCUGGCUUGGGGC